AUGUCAAUUGAUAAGCUUGCGCCUUCUGCUGCAGCGCCCCCUUCCGAGGACAAUGUUCUUUGGCAACACCCAGAUCCCAAGUCCACACACAUGUGGAAGUUUCUUGAGCAUGUCAACAAAAAGCACGGUCUGAGUCUUGACGGCUACCCAGCGCUCUACAAGUGGUCCAUCGACGAUGUUUCUUCAUUUUGGGAGGAAGUCUGGCAUUUCGCCGGUGUCACAGCGUCUAAGCCCUUUGACGAGGUCCUCCCUCAAAAUGCUCCCAUGUAUCCUCGGCCUGACUUCUUCUCCGGCUCGCUUCUCAACUUUGCCGAAAACCUACUCUUUCCUGCAACUUCUCCAAAACCCGAACCUUCGGCCCCGGCUGUGAUAACCGUGACCGAGUUGCCCAACUCCACAGUGACUACUUCGUGGGCCGAGCUCCGUGACGCCGUACGCCGCUGCUCCAAUGCUCUGCGUGCAGCCGGCCUCAAGCCCAACGAUGUUGUGGCGGGUUUUGUCUCUAACCAUGUUGAAGCAAUUGUUGCUAUGCUCGGAGCGGCAGCGAUAGGCGCCAUCUGGACCGGUAUCAGUCCCGACAAUGGCGUUUCAGCCGUACUAGAUCGUCUAAACCAGAUCGCUCCCAAAGUGCUAUUUGCGGACAAUGGCACUGUCUACAAUGGUAAGGAGUGGUCUAGCGUAUCAAAAACGACAGAGAUUGUGGGUGCGUUGAAGGAUAAUGGUCUUGAAAGGGUGGUUGUAAUCAACAACAUCAGCUCCGGAGGUCUUGGCCUCGAAGAACUUGAGAAACACGGAGUGGCAGCUGUUGACUACACCAAAAUGCUUGAGUCUGCUUCAGAAGAGCCCCUGAAAUUUGAGCAACUCCCUCCAGGCCAUCCUCUAUAUGUCCUCUAUUCCAGCGGAACCACUGGUCUUCCCAAGGCCAUUGUUCAUACGGCGCUGGGUACACUGCUCCAACAUAAGAAGGAGCAUCUCCUCCAUUGCUCACUCGACUCGGCAUCCCGAAUGCUCUACUAUACGACUACCUCCUGGAUGAUGUGGCACUGGAGUAUAGGAGCUCUCGCCGUGGGAUCCACUGUCGUUGUGUACUCUGGCUCUCCCUUCCGACCUCAUGCCCAUCUCUCACUCCCACGUCUCCUCGCCGACCUCGAGGUCACUCACUUUGGUACUUCGGCUGCCUAUCUGACUGCUUUGGAAGCCAAUAAUGUCUACCCUGUCCGUGACAGCUCGAUCGAUCUCUCUCGAUUACAGGCUAUUUACUCGACCGCCUCGCCUCUUCCUCCAUCUACCUUCAAAUUCGUUUACGAAGCCUUCCCUAAACACAUCAACCUCGGCUCCAUCACUGGUGGCACAGAUAUUAUCUCGCUGUUUGGUGCCCCUUGUCCACUUCUUCCUGUUCGUGUUGGUGAGAUCCAGUGUGCUGGUCUCGGUAUGGCCAUUCGUGCUGUCGACUCGGUUACAGGAGAGUCAAUCAAUGCCGAUGAGCCCGGUGAUCUCGUUUGUGUUAAGCCGUUCUUGUGUCAACCUCUCACAUUCUUCGGUCCCAGCGGAGAGGCCAAGUACAAGUCGGCAUACUUUGAGCGUUUCGAAGACAUUUGCGGAGUGAACGGUGCUGUAUGGCAUCAUGGUGACUUUGUCAAGAUCCCCGACCCUUCGACUGGAAGUCUGGUCAUGCUUGGUCGAUCAGAUGGCGUGCUGAAGCCGUCUGGUGUACGUUUCGGAUCUGCUGAGAUCUACAACAUUCUCACACGCUUCUUUGCUGCCGAGAUUGAAGAUGCUGUGUGCAUCGGACGUCGACGGGAGACAGACUCUGAUGAGACUGUUUGUCUUUUCGUUGUAAUGGUUCCCGGACAUGAAUUCAACGAUGACCUCCGUCUACGGAUAAAGUCCAAGAUCAAGGCUGAGCUGAGCCCUCGACACGUUCCUGGAGUAGUCGAGGAGUGUGGAGCGGGGGUGCCCAAGACGAGUAACGGAAAGAAGAUCGAAGUUGCUGUGAAGCAAAUCCUUUCCGGCAUGAAGGUCAAGACCAACGCCAGCGUUGCGAACCCCGAAGCACUAGAUUGGUUCAAGAGUUGGGCAGAGACUCGCUGA
Molecule: messenger RNA, 2091 nt
Organism: Fusarium pseudograminearum CS3096
Lineage: Eukaryota; Fungi; Ascomycota; Sordariomycetes; Hypocreales; Nectriaceae
Exons: 3
Coding region: 1-2091 (696 amino acids)
Biological process (GO): lipid metabolic process
Cellular component (GO): cytosol
Molecular function (GO): acetoacetate-CoA ligase activity
Source: RefSeq, a predicted model, not a curated record